UUGAACAAGUGACAGCCAGUUUACGUAUCCAAUAGGCAGCCACCACCUUUUUUCUUCUUCAAAAUUCUCUCUCUCUCUCUCUCUCUCUCUCUCUCUCUCUCUUACAGUAGCACCAAAGAUUUUAAUACCUUCCGUGCCUGCAUCAGAAAGCAGGCAACAGUAAAGCUCCGUCUUUCUUUCCUUUGGAGUCUUCCUGCUGAUUUCCUAGUUCUUCCUUGUUGGGUUUCUCUUCUUAUGUCCACUGUGGUGAAGGCGGAUUGUUUGCCUUCUUCAGCCUUCUGAUUGAUUUGGGGGGCAUCUUCGGAUCUGAAAGGGAGUUCCUUUGGAAAUCAGUGGGAGAAGGGCCUCCUUCAUAUUCCAGGUUCACCACAACUUAUAAGAAAGUCAUUCCCUUCUCUUGUUUGGCUGGAAAAGGAAAAAAGAAAGAGAAAAAGAUUCUUCAAAGUGAUUUUAUAAAGGAGUUAUUCUUCUUCCGAAUCACAGCUUCCUUUUGGACCAUCCAGACUUCCUUCUGGAGCUCUGAAGUUUUGGUUGCCCUUCCUCCUCAGUCCAUAAAAGCUGAAAAUUCUGUUGGUCCUGGUUCGGUAGAUGGCUGAAGUUAUAUCUUCCCAGAAAAAACACAUUAUGGGUGGAAAUUUGGUGCUCUAUGAGAGCAUGAAGAAGUAUGAGAGAGAUUUUGAUUCUAACUCCAAUUAUGGCCGCAGUUCAUUCUGGACUCUAACAGAGAACAAGAUCUUUGAGAAAGCUUUGGCCAUGUAUGACAGUAAAACGCCAGAUAGGUGGCAGAAGAUAGUGGCCAUGCUCCCCGGGAAGACGCCUUCCGAUGCCUAUAAACAUUACCAGGUUCUUGAAGCAGAUGUUAAUUCCAUAGACGAAGGAUUGGUUGAUAUUCCUAGCUACAGCACUUCAUCUUUCACACUGGAGUUAGGAGAUGAUCGCGAUGGAUUCAAGAGGAGAGUGAAGGGCUGUGAGCAAGAGAGGAAGAAGGGCGUCCCUUGGACUGAAGAAGAGCACAGGCUGUUUUUAUUGGGCCUUGAGAAAUAUGGGAAAGGAGACUGGAGAAGUAUCUCAAGGAACCUGGUUGUCACAAAAACUCCAACGCAGGUGGCCAGCCAUGCCCAGAAAUAUUUCAUCAGGCUGAGUUCAGGAAGCAAAGACAGAAGAAGAUCUAGCAUACACGACAUCACAACUGCAAACGUUUCAGACAAAAGGCUACCUUCACUCACUCGAUCUUCAGGCCUUGCUACUCAAUCCAGUCCAGGCAGCGCACCUAGCACUCCAAGCGGAUUCUCUCUGCUGUUUGAUCCAAAUCAGACUGGCGAAGGAGCAAUUCUCACGAACUCCGGAGCGUGCCUUUCACAGGGGAGCUUUUCUGUUCCAUCUUAUGCAGUCGGUGCUUAUGCGAACAACUUUGGCACACAACAUUUUCAGAGGAAUAUGCUUCAUGAUUCCCACCUGGUGCAUAAUUCCGCAUUUCAGAUGCAACCUGCAAUUCACAGUUAUCAAGGGUAGUGUCAUGGAAAUUCUUACAGUAAAUAGUAUAUUCAUCUAGUGAAGCAACACCGGCAUUGAUGUCUAGGACUCUGUUUCUUGUCAAUGGUAAUGUUGAUGGGAGCUCUAUUAUGAAUUCCAAAUAUUUCAGCUUAAGUGGACGACGAUGGAUUGUGUUGUAGUUGAAAAACCAAUGUUCCCCGAUGUUUGCAGCUCUGUGGGUUUCAAGAGGGGAAAUGUCAUAUUAAAGAAACGAAGUAAUGUUCCAUUUCAAGUUUGCUAUAUGAGAUGUUUUAACUUGUUCUGCUUU
Nymphaea colorata (pocket water lily) is the source of this 1801-nucleotide messenger RNA. RefSeq names its product transcription factor DIVARICATA-like. Lineage: Eukaryota; Viridiplantae; Streptophyta; Magnoliopsida; Nymphaeales; Nymphaeaceae. The record is from RefSeq and is a predicted model, not a curated record. The transcript has 2 exons. The coding region runs from base 589 to 1512 and encodes 307 amino acids. Gene Ontology annotation, molecular function: DNA binding.